Ostertagia ostertagi is the source of this 1587-nucleotide messenger RNA. NCBI's taxonomy places the organism in Eukaryota, Metazoa, Nematoda, Chromadorea, Rhabditida, Trichostrongylidae. The record is from the annotation of a GenBank genome assembly.
AUGCCGGAUCUGUGGUGUUUCAGCAGCGGUCGACUGUCACCGACCGAUGCCACUCAUCCGAAAAAUUCAACCUCGCAACCAUUACUUUCAUCUGAUGACGACGAUCGUCGUAGCCUUCGUAGCGACGUGGUGCCACAUCGGACUCUCGUCAUUCCGAGCUCAAUUCCUGGUGGUAAAACGAUCGAGAUCCCACUUGGAUCUGUCAGCCUAACCUCAUCACGGCAGGACCUCAGUUCUUCCCGAAAUGAUCGUGAACGUAGCCCAAAGCCGGAGUCUCAAAUGGAAAAGCUCACACAACGGCUCAAGAACCUCGCAAAACCGUUCCGAAGCCCCAGCCGUUCGACUGAUGAGCGAGACAAGCUACGAUGCGCGAGUCCAGCUGACAGCAGUGGAAUCUCGGCUGAUAUUACUGACUCGAAUUCCGGUGAAGAUACUAAGCGAGCCAGCGAUCUGUCGUCGCUCUCCAGCGCCGAUCCGAACAGCUCGAUCUCAGAUUCCAGUGAAGAAGCUAAACUUCAACCACCUGCAAUCGUUCGUCACCCCCGCCAGCCGUACCUUACCAGAUUGGCACGUGAGAAUCCUGUCAGCACCAGCGUACUGCAAACGGUCUUCGAUAAUAUCGAAAGACCCGAGAUAAAACGAUUUGGAGAGAAUAACAAUGGAAAAGAAUGGAUGAACGUGCCAGUGUCGGUGGAGGAAGAUAUGCGACGAAAUGACUCAACUGGAUGGAAUCUUAUCCCCACCACGGUAACCGCGCCGAAACCGAGACCCGUCCUAGACGUCAACGAAGAAGCGAUUCAGUCGAGGAAGCGAAUCGUCUGCACUCAGAUGUCGGAGAGUCUCAAAGCUAUAGACAACGCUUGUGCGCAAAUCAGCAAGGUAACAGCGCCACAACACUGGCGGGCCCCACAUCUUCUGCAAACAAGUCUGAACACUCUUCGGGAUUCCGUCAGUACUGCGCAUGAUGCACUCGGAAUGUUUGUUGAUGGAACCGGAAGAAUAUCGAUUGAUCGAAAGAAUCCGAAAGCUGAAGAACUUGACGAUCUCCUAAGACCACUAGUGGAGACUCGGAAUCAUCUGACGCAUCUACGAAAGAACCUCGACGCGGCUGGUUGGACGGUAUCGGUGCUGUCGCGCGACAGCGAAAGUUCGCGAAGUAUGGACUCACUUGAGCAAUUCAUCGCUGCCGUUCAGAAGGUGCCGUCGGAUUGUCGACGCCUUUUGCAAUGGACGCAACUUCUCAUUCCAUCUUCGUCGAUUGUAUUUCUUAGCCCCAUCGCUGACACAAAGCCGGAGGAUCGCCAGUUAGUUCGCUUCUAUGCUCCACAGCUAGAUCAACACACCGAGUCGCUCUCCCUGGCUAUUGAAGAUUUCUUGGGUACGGUCGAGAACAACUUACCGCCCCGAGAAUUUGUACAGAAAGGGAAGCUUAUUAUUCUGGCAGCACAUAAAUUAAUCUACAUUGGGGAUACGGUAUCACAGUGUGUGGGAGACCGGGCAGCUAGUAACAGCCUUCGACAAUGCGCCGAUCGGUUAUGUGAAUUGCUUAAGGAAUGCGUCAGAGCGACAAAACUCGCUUCUGAAGAG